AUGUUGGUCAGGGACCUCAGGCGCUUCUCGCUGGUGCUCGGCUCAGCGAUCCUGCUGCUGCUGCUUUGCGUCAGGCUCGUCGGGCCCGCGGGCACGGAGACUCUGCUGGGCCUGCAGGUGGGUGACUGGCCCGACGGCGGCUCGCCGACAUCACCGCAUGUGCCCUCGUACACAUCGCCCUUCGCGGUGGCGUCGCCCUCGGCACUCGAGGCAGCCGCAGCCCUCCAGCAGCAGCAGACGCAGAGCGCACUAACGGACGGCUCAAAGGACGACGACGAGGCGCCGCUGCUGUCAUCGUCACCUCCACCUCCGCCGCCGCCGCCGUCGAGGCCGUCCGGGCCGUCGAGGUUCAUCGGCCCCAACGGCGAGAUCGUCGGGUUCCAGCCCCCGGCCGAGGUGAGGCCCGGCGGCUCUGGCGUGCUGCACACCGAGAUAUUCUCCGUCUCCACCAGGGACAGGCAGUACUUCCCCAUCCGGAUGGGAAGCGCAAGGGUCCUCAACCCAAACAUCAUCCCGCACCCGCGCCUCGAGGCCGCGUGGAUCGUCACCGCGCAGAAGCGGGGGGACCACGACGACGACGACGACGAGACCCGGCUGCGGCAGGGCCUGGUCGUCGAGCCCUCGCUCGAGCUGGUCUGCAACGCCAUGUUCAUCGACGACGCGCUGACGUGCAUCGGGGCCGACGGGCGGGGCUUCGGCGAGCCGACCACGGUGCCCAUCCAGCCGACCACGGGCGACGUGACAAAGUGCACGGGCGAGCUCGAGUUCUUCAACCUCAACGUCGGCCCGCACGACGCGCGCGUCUUCUACGGCCCGCGGGACCCCUACACCAUCUACGGGUCCAACUCCAACUUCAACUGCUUCGGCCAGUGGAUCCAGGACUUCCGCGGCCUCGUGCCGGACUGGGGCGUCGACGUCGGGUCGGCGGCAGCGCCCGGACGGGGAGGAGGAGGCUCCUUCGCGCACGAGUUCGCCUCGCCCGCGGAGCUCCAGCGGCCCCCUCCCCUGGGCGCGGUCGAGAAGAACUGGUUCCUCUUCUGGGACUCGGACAACGUGCACUACGUGCACUACGACAUCACCCCCAACCGGGCCUUUGCGCGCCUCAACAGCGACGGGUCUGUGGGCGAGGACCUCGCCCACCACACGGCGGGCCACGACGGCGCGUGCCUGGCGCGGUACCUGCCCGACGUGUCGGCGCUGCCGUUCGCGCAGGCGCAGCAGGGGCCCGGGUUCCACGAGAGCGUCCACCAGGCGACCAACUCGCUGUCGGUGACGCUGUGCCGGCGGGCGGACCCGGGGUGCGUGGCGGACGACACCAACACCUUCAUCUUUGCCGUGGUGCACCACAAGGCGUACCGGGAUUUCCAUUCCGUCUACGAGCCGUACGUCGCCGUGUUCCGGCAGAGGGCGCCGUUCGAGAUGUUUGCCGUCAGCUCGCGGCCGGUGUGGAUCUCGGGGAGGGGGACGGUCCGGGGCACCGGGGGCCGGGCUGAUACUACCGAGAUGUUCUACGUUACUAGCAUCGCGUGGAAGACGGGGGGGCUCAAGUACCAUGGCUAUGUGGAUGAUGUGCUGUUCCUCGCGUUUGGGAUCGAGGACGAGAGGGCUGCUGGGAUUGACGUGCAGGCUGGGAGCUUGCUGGCUAACCUGGGGCUUUGUGAUGAUGGGGACGGGGGUUUUUCGUGA
This is a messenger RNA of Diaporthe citri, 1686 nucleotides long. RefSeq lists its product as uncharacterized. Lineage: Eukaryota; Fungi; Ascomycota; Sordariomycetes; Diaporthales; Diaporthaceae. The record is from RefSeq and is a predicted model, not a curated record. The coding region runs from base 1 to 1686 and encodes 561 amino acids. The transcript has a single exon.